AUUGUUGGAAAUCUGCACGAGUCUCGGUAAAUCCUUGGAAGAGAGCAGGAUGCAGGUCGAUACGCAUCCAUCCGUUUCCCGACGCCCGUCGUCCUCCAUCCCCGUGAAGAAUUCCAACACCGUGUUCACGCCCGACUGCCUCGAACAGACUUCACCCUGAACGAUUUCCCGGCGUGUAACAUGGUCACAGCCGGUUCGUGUUGGAAUGGAAGUCAGUGAGCCAUCGGACGAGGACGUGGACCGAUCGAUAGGCAGGCUCACCACCACUUCCGGCAUCGAGCGCCUCUCACACUCGCUCAACUCGACCGUCCACGACACGUUACCCGUUCCAGGGGACAUUUAUCAACCGAUCAACGUCGUUUGGACGGCUAUCAAAGGCGUGGUGAUCAUCGGUAUCAUCGUGACCGCGCUCAUAGGGAACGCUUUGGUGAUCGCCAGCGUGAGAAGGCACCGGAAGCUGCGCGUGCCGACCAAUCGUUACGUGGUCAGCCUGGCCGCUGCCGACUUCCUCGUCGCGGUCUGCGCCAUGUCUUUCAACGCGUCCGUCGAGCUGACCGGCCGAUGGAUGUUCGGCAGGAUCAUGUGCGACGUGUGGUGCUCGUUGGACGUCUACUUCUCCACAGCCUCGAUCCUCCAUCUCUGCUGCAUCAGCGUGGACAGGUAUUACGCCAUCGUCAGGCCGUUGGAGUAUCCCGCCAUCAUGAAGAGGCUCACCGUCACCUGUAUGCUGGCCAGUGCAUGGCUGCUCCCCGCUUUCAUCAGUUUCAUUCCCAUUUUUAUGGGGUGGUACGCCACGGACGAGCAUCUCGACCAGUUGGACAAUGAUUCUCAGAUAUGCACGUUCGAGGUGAACCCACCGUACGCUGUGAUUAGUUCCUCGGUCUCCUUCUGGAUCCCCGGUCUCGUGAUGAUCGUCAUGUACUGCAAGAUUUACAAGGAGGCUGUUCGACAAAAAGAGGCGCUUAGCCGUGCCUCGAGCAAUACCGUCCUAAAUAGUGUUCACUUGCAUCGGGCGUCCACCUCGAGGCAUCAUUCCAGGGCGUCCCAUCAAUUGUUGCUGCAUCCGAGCGACGCGAGUGACUUUGGCAGACCUAUGUCGUAUAGAACCGCGGCCGAGUUAAACGUGGAGAACGGCACUUCGAUACGACAACAAACGAAGAGUUGGAGAGCCGAGCACAAAGCUGCGAGGACGCUCGGAAUAAUAAUGGGCGCAUUCCUUCUUUGUUGGCUGCCAUUUUUCCUUUGGUAUCUAACCACGUCCUUGUGCGGCGAGGCCUGCUACUGUCCAGACACGGUGGUGUCCGUCCUAUUCUGGAUAGGUUACUUCAACAGCGCCCUGAACCCGCUUAUCUACGCGUACUUCAACCGCGACUUCCGCGAGGCCUUUAAGGACACGCUGAAGAGCGCCCUCCCCUGUUGCGCCAGCUGUUGGAAAACACCCUCGCAAUUCGUCUAGCGAGAAAAGCCCCCGUGAAUAAUCGCGUCGAGCAAACUGUUUCUUGCGAUCCAUUGGGAAUAUCGGUAUCUGCUCGUAUUCGCCCGAUCAUUCGUCCAACUCGAUUUGGAAAAUAUCGUAAAAAUAAACCGUCGUUGCCUGUCGAGUUCGUUUGUUGCAAUUGGGAUUCGAUUCGAUUCUAUAAACGAAACACGGUGUAAUUAAGGAUGUAAUUAAGGAUAAUGGAGAAUCUUUUAUAACGUAUGGAGUUUUGUACGAUGGGGAGGAGAUUUGAGAUGUUAAAGAUUGUUAACACGUAUAACGAAAAAUAAGAUUCUGUUGUUGUCCCGUUAAAAUUCGUGCACGUAUGAAUUGACAAAUAAAAUCGAAUCUAAAUAUGUCCACUGCGAAUCCAAUAACGCGAAAAUUCAAUGCAAUUCGAUUAAAUUAUUCUCCAUCGAUAUUAUUAUAUUUCUUUAUUAGAUAAUACUUGAUAAUUGUCCAUCAUAGAUUGUUUUAUAUAUCUUAUUUUAUACAUGAUCAUAUGGCUAGAAAUCGAUUUUUAAAAUCAUAGCAUGGAUAUGAUUUCAAAUAAAUAAAUUAACAAAUAGAAUGUCUACCUAGAAGAAAAUCUUAUCGUCAAAGAAGGAAAUAAAGAAUAGCUUGAAAAAUUACCGAAUAUUCGCGAAAAUAUUCUAUAAUGUUAGUUUUAUGUUGGAUAUCUAUCUGAUUUCGUUAGGAAUUAUGUUUUAGAAGGAAGA
Molecule: messenger RNA, 2196 nt
Organism: Apis florea (little honeybee)
Lineage: Eukaryota; Metazoa; Arthropoda; Insecta; Hymenoptera; Apidae
Product: octopamine receptor beta-1R
Biological process (GO): positive regulation of MAPK cascade; adenylate cyclase-activating adrenergic receptor signaling pathway
Cellular component (GO): plasma membrane
Molecular function (GO): octopamine receptor activity
Source: RefSeq, a predicted model, not a curated record